CUCGCAGCAGAGAAGCGCUGCAAAAGCGUGCAUACUGACAUCCCUACGUCUCACCUAGGGCAGCGUUGCAUCGCAUUACUGCCAUCAUACGGCCGGGCUGUCGUUUACCAUCUCACGUUCAUGCGUUGACUACUUGUGAGACACGAUGCAUCAUAUGAUAAGCACUUUCAGUGCAGCCGCAGCCUUGUCCUCGGUCGCGCAAGGCCUGGCGCCGCCGCGGGGCGCCGUGCGGCUCUCAAGCACGUCGUCGAAAAUGCAGGGCCUGGCGCCGCCGCGCACUAAUGUGCGCCUCGCGAGCACGCUCUUCGACGACGUGCCCGUCACCCCUCUAUACCGCGCGCCGGGCAGCGCCUUCCAGGGCAUGCCCUCGACGCCGGGCUGGGAGUCCGGCCGCCUCGACGAGCUCACGGACUGGGCCACGAGCGACCGCGCGAACCGGCCGGUCAUGUGCGAGUAUAGGUCGGAGGGCGGCUGGCUCUGGUCGAAGUGGCGCGGCACCGUGCUCCAGAUGGUCCUCGUGCCGGUGCUCGCGUCGAUGUCGCUCACCGUUACGACGGACAUCCUGGCGCACGCGUUUUCGGAGGCGGACUGGUCGCUCUUCGGCGUGCCGCCGGCGGAGGACGCUUUGAUCUCGCAGCUGCGCGGUUUAGCGACGCUCUGGGAGUACCAGCUCACGCUGACGAUCUUCGUGCUGACGUUCUUCACCCAACAAGCCUACGCGCACUACCGGUCGGUCUAUUUUUGUGCAAGAGCCAUCCAGGGGCGCAUCAACGACGUCUGUCUGUUGUUGGCUGUCGGUGCUACUCGUGGUGAGGUCGAGGGUGCGACCUCGACCUAUUCGGACGACGGCGCGGCGCUCGUGACGCUUUGUGCGCGCUUGAUACGAUUAUGUCACACGUUCUUCUGGGCAACGACGCCCACCACCUCAGACGGCGUGGGCGACGGCGGCCUGGUGGACGGCGACGGCCCCACGGACCUCGAGCCGUCCGAGCGCGUCCAGGCGGGCCCCGAGCUCCUGAGCCCGCAAGGGCUUCGAAGCUUGGUGGCCGCCGGGCAGCUCACCGCGAACGAGCGGACGGCCCUGCUCAAGACGGGCCUGCCGCCGUCCCAGUACUGGUGCGUGCUGCUCGAGUGGGUCGGCCAGUAUGCGCUCGAAGGCGUGGACCACGCGGCGCUCCGCGACUCUCCCGGCUUCGAGGAGAGAUUGUUAAGGGAGCUGACGCAGAUCCGGGCAGAGAUGUUCUCGAUCGGCGACUUCCAGGCGGGGCGCAUGCCCUUGGCUUAUGUACAGCUUGUACAAGUGCUAGUUGAUUCGCUGGUCAUCAUCGCGCCCGUCGCUUUGUACGCGAAGCUCGGCGCGCUGUCCAUACCACUAUGCGGCCUGCUCACGUUUUUUUUCAAGGGCCUCCUGGAGCUCUCGAAGUCCUUCCUGGACCCCUUCGGGAACGAAGGGUUUCCCGGCCAGAAUAUCCGCGUCGACGUGCUCGUGUCGGAACUGAAUUUUGGGGCGCAGUCGCGGUGGUCGGCCGCAGGAGCGGUGUUGCCGGAGCGGGACCGCGACGGGCCGCGGCCUUUGGAUACUGUACUGGAAUACUGCUCGGCGUGGCCCGACGACCCGGGGUGCGAGGCCGACGCCGUCGCCGCGACGGGGGACGGGUAAAAAUUGAUGAUCG
This is a messenger RNA of Pelagomonas calceolata, 1673 nucleotides long. NCBI's taxonomy places the organism in Eukaryota, Pelagophyceae, Pelagomonadales, Pelagomonadaceae. The record is from the annotation of a GenBank genome assembly.